AUGGCUGGUUCAGGAUUGCACCACAGAGGAGGCUCCAUGAGCGUGCGGUGCUCCCGGCUGCAGAGAGCGGGUGUGAGCACCAACCCGACACCUGAAGAGCUUUGGGGAGAGGCGGUGAGGGAUGUCUCCAAACGAGAGGAAGUCUGGGCAGCUUUCCCAGCGGACGUGCGCUUAGAGAGCUUGAGGAAAUCCCCGAGCGGAGGCCGGCACCCGCCUGUCCCGGCAGAUCCUCCUCCUCCUCCUCCUGUCUGGGGCCCGAGCAGGCUUCGGGGCAGGGCGAGGGCUCAGCGUGGCCCCAGCCCGGAGCCGCGGCUUGGGGCUGUCACAGAACAGAGCGGGGGCCGCCCGGGACCCGCGAAACCGAGCGCUGAACCGGCCCCUGGAGCUGCGCCGGGUCUCGGGCGCCGUCCGGUUAGGUUAAAGAGGCUGGGGCAGAGGCUCUGCUUUGCCUUCAGGUCUGCUGCGGGUCCGGCAGGACUUAGUACUGAUGGCCUUGACCUACCAGGGAGAUUUCUCUUUGCAACCUUGACUCUGAUGACGCUCAUUGCCAUUCUGGUGUUUAUAGAGGAAGCAGUCUACAUCUACAGGAAAAUCCCCUCUUCCAAAAGAUCAAUCAUAAUUUGGAUUAAUGCUGCAGCUCCAGUCAUCUCUACUACUUCAUGCAUUGGCAUGUGGAUUCCUCGCUCAACAAUGUUUACAGAUUUCACAGCAGGAAUAUUUUUUGCCAUAGUUAUCCACAAGUUUCUGAUGAUGAUGAUUAAAGAGUGUGGAGGCCAGAAGAUGCUCCUCAGGAGGUUUGAAAAUGGUCGCUUCACCAUCAGCACCGGCCCCUGCUGCUGCUGCUGCCCCUGCCUGCCUCGUGUGCCCAUCACCAGGCAAACCCUCUUUUGGCUGAAGCUGGGCACCUUUCAGUUUGCUGUCUUUCGGCCUGUGCUCAUAUUUUUAUCAAUAGUGCUUUGGACUAAUGGCAAUUAUGUCCUUUACAAUUUGUCUCCCAAAGGACCUGCACUAUGGAUCAACUGCUUCAUUGGUGCCCUCACCCUUUUUGCUCUGUGGGCAGUGGGAAUCAUGUUUCGAAAAGUUAGGAUUCUCCUUAAGUGUAAGAACAUUAUCCCAAAGUUUGCUCUUUAUCAGUUUAUUGUCAUUCUGAACCACCUGCAGACCACUAUUAUCAACAUAUUUGCUACACAAAAAAUAAUUCCCUGUGCUCCACCACUCUCCUCUACAGCAAGAGGAUCAUAUAUAGCCCAGCAGCUGCUCAUCAUGGAAAUGUUUCUGAUAACUGUAAUCUCCAGAGUGGUCUAUCGGAGAAAAUACCAUGACCUAGAGCCUCCGGAGUGUGCGGCUGAAGAGCCCGGGGACAAGAAGCAGACUCCUAAGAUUAUCCUGAAUGGUGCAGUUGUUGAAGACGGAUUGCCAAAGGUUUAGAAGCCUCCUGUGCUCCUGUUGUGCAGAAGGUGUAAGAUCAGCUUCAGGAACUUGUAUAUUCUUGCACCAAAAAUAGCCACUGUCCAUGUCGAAACAACUUCUGGCAGAAAUGCCUGGGAGCUGCAUUACUGAAGGAGCAGUAAAGACAACUCUUGAUUCUCCAGCCAUGUAUGCAUGGUGAUAGUGUUUUUACACCAUGUGAUUUACUAAGAUUUUAUACCAUUUUAUACUGUUACUGAGCACUUGAUGGUGCCAAACCGUCUUACAAUAUGAUUUUCUUUUAUUUUUAUUUUUUAGCUAUUAGAAUGACCAUGAUUUAGAGUUAAUUCAGAGUAAUUAUUUUUCAUCUUUUUUGACUUUUAAAAAUCUUAUUUCACCCUGAACUGCUGUCAUAUGUCCAACACAGCAUUUUUCCAUACUUCCUCCAUUACCAUAGAUCAUCUCUCACUCUAUGCCAUGAGCUCACCAUAGCUAAUUCCGAUCAGUAAAUAUAGUCUCAUAUGCUUGUUCUGAAAUCCCCAAACCCAUGUGGGCUGUCCACCUAGAGAAACAAUGAUCUCUCUAGGGCGAGAUUUUUACAUUCCUUGGCAACUCACCUGCUAAAUUGGUAAAUACACAGUUAUGUUUGUAAAUAUGUCAGGUGUUCUUCCUGUGGACAGCACCUACUGGCCUAGGAAAGGAAGGUAGGAUUUGGAGUCUGGGAUGUCUUCUGCCACUGGUCUGUGGUGUUACAUGGUGCUGUGGUUCUCUGCUUGGUAAAUGGGGAUAAUGAUGCUCAGGAUCCUUGCACUAACAGGGUCCAUGAGGGUGGGAGCGACUGGAAGGACUAUUGGGGUGCUGGUCAUCAGCCAGCUGAUGUGCCCAGGUGGUCAAGAAGGCCCAUGGCACCUGGCCUGUAUCAGUAAUAGUGUGGCCAGCAGGACCAGGGCAGGAUUUUCCCACUGGGGAGGACAUACCUUGAAUCUUUUGUUCAGGUUUGGACCCCUCAUGACAAAAAGAGCAUUGAGGUGCUGCAGUGUAUCCAGAGAAGGGCAAGAGAACAAAGCUAGGCAGAAGGAGUCACAGUAUAUUUUGGGUUGGAAGAGACCUUUAAAGGUCAUCUAGUCCAAGCCCCUGCAGUGAGCAGGACAUUUUCACCUAGAUCAGGUUGCUCAGAGCCCCAUCCAAUCUGACCUUGAAUGUUUCCAGGGAUAGACCACCUGCCACCUCUCUGGGCCACCCAUUCCAUUAUCUUACACCUCUCACUUAAAAAAUUUCUUCCUUAUAUCUAGUCUAAAUAUUCCCUCUUUUAGUUUAAAACCUUUAUCCCUUGUCCUGUUGCAACAGGCCCUGCUGAAAAGGGUGUCCCCAUCUUUCUCGUAGUCCCCUUUAGGUACUGGAAGGCCACAAUAAGGUGGCCUCUUCCCAGAGCCUUCUCUUCUCCAGGCUGAACAGACCCAUCUCCCUCAGCCUGUCUUCAGAGGCUGAAGUGCUCCAGCCCUCUCAGCAUUUCUGUGGCCCUUCCCUGGACCCACUCCACCACACACUGGGGCUUUAUUUAUAGCUUACACUGAAUUAAAAUAUUGCGUUCAGUUUGGGAAUUGGUGGGAAAUUAAAUAUUCUGAAAACAACUAGUGAACCACCUGAAGUAGAAAUUGGGGCUGACUUAAAAUGUUUUCUUCUUUCUGACUGAGGUCAGAAACAGUAUUUUCUUUAACAACUGAAGGAUUCCAUUAUAGUAGGAAACUUGAAUUGUUUUUGUUUUGAAAUGUUUGACACAAUUUUUAUAUUUAAUCUCUUUUUCUAAGUAGACAUUCUGGAAAAUUAAUACAGACUCUUGAACUGCAUUAAUUUGAGAGAAUCUGCACUUUACCCUUGAAAAAUAAUUUAUGUGAAAUUUUUUACUCUGCAUUAGAGUGAGUGCAUUAGAAUUAACUGGGAUCAGCUAAUUUUUCUUAACAGGAGAAAUCUUCUUAAUAUAUUUUAACAUUAUGACUAUCAGCAUAUUCCUAAAGUUGCUUUAUAUCAGUGUAAUUUAGGCCACAGGCACAUAUAUAGGUGUGAAGUGUAAUACUGAAUUUCAUAAAAGCAUUGAGGAUGGUUUGCUGGGAGUUCAAUAAGCCUCAAAAUUGGAAAAUAAAAUAUUUUG
Molecule: messenger RNA, 3556 nt
Organism: Cyanistes caeruleus (blue tit)
Lineage: Eukaryota; Metazoa; Chordata; Aves; Passeriformes; Paridae
Source: RefSeq, a predicted model, not a curated record